Molecule: messenger RNA, 1095 nt
Organism: Drosophila ananassae
Lineage: Eukaryota; Metazoa; Arthropoda; Insecta; Diptera; Drosophilidae
Exons: 2
Coding region: 149-829 (226 amino acids)
Source: RefSeq, a predicted model, not a curated record
CCUUUCCACACACAGUCGGAUGGUUGUGGCCUAGCUGUGAACACCUAUCCCCCAACUCUCUCGCCUCUAUACACAUCCGGGCAUUUUUCUGGCUUACAGUAUUCAAAAUUUCAGUGAAACAAUAUCACGGAAAAAGUGAAACACUAAAAUGAGUUUGCUGAGGUGCGUCCACAGUACAUUAUUGACGGUGUCUCGUCGUCCGGCUGCCUUGACAGUCACCAGGAUGUACGCGCCGGACUACCAGAAAUGGAUGGCAGUGCGACGUCGACGCCUCGAGGAGAAAGGGAAAGGACGAGGUCGCAUUGACCCACCCGAGUGCCUCUUAGAUCCCUGUGGCUGGGAGCCACUGCCAAUGGACUUGGAUCAUUAUACACCAAGUGAUAAGGCUUUGCGUAAAUACCAACGUACCUGGUGCGACUGCUUCCCCUUGCCAAGGCCGGCUGUGAAGCGGACGAAGAAGUACCCGCAGAGGAAACGGCGAAAGCCGAUCCGUCCCCCCCCGUGCACCGAGGUGGAGUGCCGCGAAUCGGACUUGAAUCCGUCUCGUGUUCGCGGCGUGCCCGAGAAGCUGAUCGACCUGCCCUGCGGCAACACCAUAACAUGGCCCUGUUGCAAGCUUAAUGCGCCCGGCUGCAAGCCCGGACGCCGGCCGCCGACGUGCCUGCCCACCAGAAUAGCGAUCUGUUGCAAAAAGCGGCGUUGUCAGUAUCCCAGCUUCUCCGAGUGCAAGAAGGGUGAUCUGCUGGAGCCCAUACUGCCGUGCGAGUGCGAAAAGAAGGUGAACCUCUGCGAUGUGUGGGCGUACUGGAGGAAGCAAACCGAAAAGUAACACGGAUGCAGGCUGAUGGGGGGAAUGCCUUUCGCCUAACUAUUUUAUUCUUUUGACUCGAUGUCCACAAUGGAUUAAGUUGGGAAACAAAUUAUUUAAAAGUGACGGCUAGUUUUUAUUUUUUAUCAUCCGAGCAACCCGGUAUACCGAUGGAACAUUUCAAAAUAAUUUGUCAAAGUCACGUGAUCUAAAUUUUUUGAAUGAGCGGAACAACGCUACAAGCCAAAGGCUAUCAUUGAGUAAAAUAAAGUACUUGGCACAGACUA